Miscanthus lutarioriparius is the source of this 3147-nucleotide messenger RNA. The record is from the annotation of a GenBank genome assembly. Lineage: Eukaryota; Viridiplantae; Streptophyta; Magnoliopsida; Poales; Poaceae.
AUGAUGGCGGCUGCGGCGACGAGAGCCAGAGGAGGACCGCGGCGCCCGUUCGCGCCCGUGGUGGUGUCGCCGCCGCCGCUGCCGGCGUCGCAGGCGGAGAAUCGGCUGGCGCGCGAGGACGCGCCGUCCUCGUUCGCGCGGCGGGAGCCGAGGAGGUUCGGGGCGUGCACCGGGAAGGUCACGGGACCAGCGGUUCUUGGCGCCGGCGGCAAAGCGGCCAAGAAGUGCGGCCCUGGGUCGUCCCCGGCCAAGAAGACGCCGGUGGCGGCGAAGAGGGCGCCGGGGACGGCGGCCAGGAGGAGGCUUGAUUCUUGCACCAAGAAGUGCUCGACUCUGGCGGCGGGCGGUGCGGUGGCGGCGUACGAGGCGCCGCGCGCGCCGGCGUCGGGCGCCGCCGAGGAGGGCGACGACGAGGUGCGGGCCAAGCUCUCCUACCCCUGCAGCGAGGCGGACCAAGAACGGCGGGGCAGCGAGGUCUCCGCCUCGCGGAACCGGGCGAUGACGGUCGUGGCGAUGGAGGAGGCCAUGGCGGGCCUCCCGGAGCCCGGCGAGGGCCGCGUCAAGUACCUGGUGGACACGUUCGAGCGGUUCCUCUCGCUGGGCGGCGGAGGAGGCGGAGGCGGCCCCAUGGCGCGGAACAGAGGCGCGGCGAGGAGGAGGAAGGGCGAGGGAACCGCGACCGCGACAGCGACGGUGUCGUUGCCAGCAACGCCGCGGGUGCCGAGGAGAUCGACGUGUCGUACCCUUCCAUUGCGUCGUCGUCCGAGGUCUCCUUCCCGGUCAUCCCCGGUGUCGCCUGCAUCCUCGACGCCUCCGACCGCACAAGCAGGAUCAGCCGUGCACGAGGCCAACGGCGGCAGAGGGCAUACAACGUACAGCACCGGAUCGUCGGAUAGGCCAUGGAGUUGCAGCAGGAAGGUGACAAGGGUGACCACUCAGCAGCCGUUCCGUCUCUGGACCGAGCAAAGGGGAAAAGCCAAGGAAGGAAAUUUUCUUGAGAGGCUGAGGAAGAUGCAGCGAGAGGAGGAGAGGCUGCGCCAUCCACUCGCGCAGGGUCUACCGUACACAACUGAUGAACCAGAGAUCCCCACGAAACCUCCAACAAAGGAACCCACGGAACCGAUCGAUCAUGUGCUGCACAGCGACGUGCGUGUGGUCAGACGCGUCAAGUUCGAUACCCAAGUCGCUGAGCGCAAUAGCUUCAUGGAGGAAGUGAAACUGGAGAGGGAAAGACAGCAGAAGUUGGAUGAGGAGAUUGAGAUCAACCAGCUAAGGAAGGAGCAGGUUCCAAGAGCACAUCCAAUGCCAGACUUCUCCAAGCCCUUUGUGCCAAAAAGUCUCACAAUCUCAGCACCCAAGAAGGUCAGUGAAGCUUCCUACAAUUCCCAGGGAGCCAAGGUUUCACUCCAGGUUGAUGAGGCGCAUCUCAAAGGCGCGAUGAUCUUUGAAAAUCGCCGGACGGCGAAGGGCACCGAGGUGUUCGUCGGCGGGCUGCCGCGGUCGGCCACGGAAAGCACGCUCCGGGAGAUAUUUUCUUCAUGCGGAGAGAUUAUUGACGUGCGUAUAAUGAAAGAUCAGAAUGGCCAUUCAAAGGGAUAUGGUUUUGUUAGGUUUUCAAAGAGGGAGUAUGCUAAUACGGCCAAAAGGCAAAAGAAUGGUAUUGAGCUUCAAGGAAAGAGGCUUCAUGUUGAUCUGUCAAUGGAUCAAGAUACAGUUUUCUUUGGAAAUCUUUGCAAAGAGUGGACUUUAGAAGAAUUUGAAGAAUUGAUUCGCAAGACAUUCAAAGAUGUUGUUUCGGUUGACCUUGCAAUGGCUUCAAAUCUUGGUUCUUCAAACAAGAGGAAUAUCAAUCGAGGCUUUGCAUUCGUGAGAUUUUCUUCUCAUGCAGCUGCAGCACGUGUAAUCCGUAUCGGUUCAAGAACAGAUUUUAUGCUUGGCGAUAUUUUGCAUCCUGCGAUAAAUUGGGCUGAUAAAGAGUCUCAUGUGGAUCCUGAUGAAAUGGCCAAGAUUAAGUCUGCUUUUGUUGGGAACCUGCCAGAAGAUGUUAGCGAGGAGUACUUGAGAAAGCUUUUUGAACAGUUCAGUGAGGUAGUACGGGUUGCUAUCUCAAGAAAAGGACAAGGCCCAGUUGGUUUUGUUCACUUCGCCAAUCGUUCAGAGCUUGAAAAUGCUAUAGAAGAAAUGGAUGGUAAAACGGUGAGAGGACCUAAUCGAGGACCGUCUUUCAGGAUCCAGGUGUCAGUUGCUCGACCUGUGGCAGACAAUGACAAGAAGCGAUCUCGUGAAGAAGUGAGAACUAGAAGAUCAAAUGUAUCAGGAGAUAGGCAAGAUUAUUCUCAUGGAAGAUAUGGACAUGAUUCACUUGAUCGUCAAGUGAAAGCUCCAAGAUUAUCUAAUUAUAUUGACAUCCAUUGUGUAAAAAGCCUCAAUGAGCUUCCUGAGUCAUCUGCUCUUGCUGUCCUUAAUCAGUUUUUGAUAUCGGGUGGAGAUAAACGCAAUAAAGGAGAUUAUUUUGCAUCAUUGAUUGCUAAGCACCAGGCUGAGGCCUUUGGCUUAACACAUACAUUGCACGGUACUACUUAUUUGCCAAGAAAUCCAGAAAUACAUAGCAAGCGAUACCCAGAUGAAGAUUAUGAUUUUGUGACACCCGGGAGCAGUAGAUACAAUUCCUCAGGCCAUCAUCCUUCAACAUAUUACGUAGACGAUCCACCAGUGUCUCAGUCAAGGAUUAGAAGAUAUGCUGAAGAAAGAUCCACCAUUGUAAGAAACCCAGAACCAUGUCCGCGACAUGACGAAAUUGACAUAAGAAUGAACCCAGAACCAAGAUUAGCGUAUGAAUCAAGACACAACACUGGAAAGCAUCUUGAUCGAAGAUACAUACAAGAGCAUAGUUCAAAUAUUGAAAGAUCAGCUGAAGAAGCUGUUCUUUCUAGGGAAAGGAGAUUCCUGCCUGCUGCAGGGUACAAGGCAGGGUACAACACGGACGUAGGGUCAGAUUUCCGCUCCAGGUCACCCGCUGAAUAUUCGGCAGAACGCCAACAAGUAAGGUUUGAUCCCUUCACAGGUGAACCCUACAAGUUUGAUCCCUUCACAGGUGAGCCCAUCAGGCCAGAUCCAAACCCGCGCCGCUCAGGAAGCUUGUACUGA